Cheilinus undulatus (humphead wrasse) is the source of this 7879-nucleotide messenger RNA. RefSeq names its product ring finger and CCCH-type domains 1b (gene rc3h1b). Bases 346 to 3753 code for a protein of 1135 amino acids. Gene Ontology annotation, molecular function: metal ion binding. NCBI's taxonomy places the organism in Eukaryota, Metazoa, Chordata, Actinopteri, Labriformes, Labridae. The record is from RefSeq and is a predicted model, not a curated record. The transcript is spliced from 20 exons.
UCUCGCCCAGCUAGCUGUAACCGGCUAGCGAGGCUGUUGUCGAGUUGACACCCUCCCCAAACCUCGGCAGCAGCUAAGCUGCACAGUCGACAUGGCAAGAAAAUAUCGCAAGAAUUUGCUAAAGAAAGAUGAAAAUCUUCCAAGUCUUUUGGAAUGAUAUUCAUCACGCGAUGUGAUCCAAAAUCCACAAUGUGUGAGAAAAUUUAAGAACGAUUAAGUUCGGAAGAAAAAUUCUUGAUUCCAGUGGAAUCUUCCAUAUAUAUAUUAAUAUUAUUAUUAUUAUUAGUUUUUUCUGUGUUAAAUCUUACAUACAUUUACACACACUCGUCCCAUCAACAUAUAACCAUGCCAGUGCAAGCACCACAAUGGACAGAGUUCCUGCUGUGCCCAAUCUGCACACAGACAUUCGAAGAGACUGUUCGCAGGCCCAUCAGUUUGGGCUGUGGACAUACUGUCUGCAAGAUGUGCCUGAACAAGUUGCACCGAAAGGCCUGUCCCUUUGACCAGACAGCCAUCAGUACAGACAUCGAGCAGUUACCUGUCAACACAGCCCUGUUGCAGCUGGUGGGAGGCCAGGUACCUAAGGCUCAGCCAGUGGCCUUGAUAACCAGUCCAGAGGACUCGCAGCAUUAUGAGGAGGCCAGGCAGUGUGUGGAGGAGCUGGCUCUCUACCUCAAACCUCUCAGCAACACCAGAGGUGUGGGUCUGAGCAGCACAGCCCAGAGCAUUCUGAGUCGACCCAUGCAGAGGAAACUGGUAACUCUUGUCCACUGCCAGCUGGUAGAGGAGGAAGGCCGUGUAAGAGCCAUGAGAGCUGCCCGCUCUCUGGGAGAAAGAACAGUCACAGAGCUCAUCUUGCAACAUCAGAAUCCCCAGCAGCUCUCCUCCAAUCUGUGGGCUGCUGUGCGUGCACGAGGAUGCCAGUUUCUAGGCCCAGCCAUGCAGGAGGAAGCUCUCAAAUUGGUCCUUCUCGCUCUGGAGGAUGGCUCUGCUCUGUCCAGGAAAGUGUUGGUUCUCUUUGUUGUCCAGCGGCUUGAACCCCGCUUUCCACAGGCCUCUAAGACCAGUAUAGGCCACGUGGUGCAGCUCCUCUAUAGGGCCUCCUGCUUCAAGGUCACCAAAAGGGAUGAAGAUUCAUCCCUGAUGCAGUUGAAAGAGGAGUUCCGUACUUAUGAGGCCCUGCGGCGUGAGCAUGACUCUCAGAUAGUUCAGAUAGCCAUGGAGGGGGGGCUACGCAUUGCACCUGACCAGUGGUCUUCUCUGUUGUAUGGAGAUCAGUCUCACAAGUCACACAUGCAGUCUAUCAUUGAUAAGCUGCAGACCCCUGCCUCUUUUGCUCAGAGUGUUCAGGAGCUAACAAUUGCGCUGCAGAGGACUGGAGACCCAGCCAACCUCAACAGGUUGCGGCCCCACCUGGAGCUACUGGCCAACAUUGAUCCAAGUCCUGAUGCCCCCCCUCCAACAUGGGAGCAGCUUGAAAAAGGGUUAGUUGCAGUCAAAACAGUGGUGCAUGGCCUAGUUGACUUCAUCCAGAACCACAGCAAGAAAGGAGCGGACCCUCAGCAGCCUCCUCAGCACAGCAAGUACAAGACUUACAUGUGCCGUGACAUGAAACAGAAGGGAGGCUGUCCUCGGGGAGCCAGCUGUACUUUUGCUCAUUCUCAGGAAGAACUAGAAAAGUAUCGUAAGAUGAAUAAACGUCUAGCAGCUCGCCUCCCAGGCUCAGGAGGGCUCAUGCCAGAUGACGGCCUUCCUCUUGAUGUAGCAGUGACCCGGAAGCCUUCGCCUCUCACCAACGGCAGCAAUGCACCCUCUUUGCCCCAGCUCAUACCCCGUGGCACAGACUCAGUCCCUUAUGAGCUUCUGCGAAAACCCAUGAAGAUGGAUGGAGGCAGUCCCAGCGCCCCAGGAUCCCCACCUGAUCCCCUGGACCCUGUAUCCAAACCUGGCAUUCCUCUUCCACCUCAUGCCUUGGCCCACCCAAGAAUGCCAGCAGACCACCUCUCUGGGGUGAAGCACAUGCCUGUAGUAGCAAGAGGUCUGCCUGUGUACCCACAACAACAGCUCCCUGAGAUAUGCUAUGACGCUCGCCCCACACCCUCUGCUUCUCAGUAUGAGCCUCCACAGUAUGCCACAGGGUACCCCUACCAACAGCCACCACAGUAUGUCCCUCGGGAUUACAUGCGUAACCCUCCGCCACCCAGUGAGUCAGGGCCCCCAUACCAAGACCCUUACCCCGGAUACAGCCACCCAGAACGUCCCUAUCAGGCCCCUCACUCUGGCCCACCAUUCUCCUACCCUCACCCUCCUCACCAUGACCGAGGUCGCCAUGGGACAUAUACUGGCCCACCACCUCCCCCGCAGCCUUAUGCGUCUCAGAGGGAUGGUUUGGUCAGAAUGAGUCCUGCUCCUCUGGAUGUUCCACCACAGUCAGCAGGACAGGCCAACUCCCUAUAUCACCAGGAGCCCAGUGCUCGGGACAGAUACCCCCCAGAUGGCUAUUAUCCACCAGGAGCCCAGCCUCCUCCUAUGAGGGCUUAUGCCAGGGGGCCAUCAUAUAGUGGUUCACAGCCAAGCCUGGACUAUCUGCACAGACGUCGGCAGGAGCUGUUAUCCCAGCUAGAGGAAAGGAAGGUCAUCUCUCCUCCGCCAUUUGCUGCCUCUCCAACUCUUCCCCAUCCCUUCCCCAGUGAUUACCCUCCAGAGUAUGGGGAUGAGAGCUCUAAAACAAUGAUGAAGUGCAGAGAGCCUGAUUAUGCAGGCCAGUACUCCCCCUGGUCUUGUGAAACCAUUGGCUCCUAUAUUGGCACAAAGGACCCAAAACCCAAAGACGUCAUGGUUCCUGGUACCAUGGAGAUGAUGAAUGUGGAGGCAAAGGGUCUUCGAGAACCAUCACUGGAGGCUCCCCGGAGGGGCACAGAAGUCAAAGAUGAUGACCCCAUUAUCCCUUUUGGCCCCCAACCUACUGUAUCACGCUUUGGUGCAAUCUCCCGCACCACAAAGACGGGUUACCAGACCACCGGCCCCGUACAGGCUAUAGCCGCCACUCCUCAGAACCCAAACUCUAAACAUAUGGCCAUGCCAGCAGAAUACACAUAUGGAAGCCAAGGAGGGUGGAGUGGAGCUUCAUACUCCUCCCACCAGGCUGCCUCCUCCUCUCAGGGACAUUUUAGUGAGCGCCUGCCUAUGGCAGCAACAGACAGAGAACAGUUAAAGAUUGAGCUGCAGCAAGUUAAUCAGCAGAUCAAUCAACAGACUCAGAUGAGAAGCAUAGAGGCUGCCAAUAACCCUUUACUGCUUCAGAGGGAGGCUGGUUCAUUAGCAGGCCAGCCUGUGCAGCCCAGCCAGAGCCAGGCAGUAGCAGCCCAGCAGCAACAGCCCAAGUGGCCAGCAGGGGGAGGGAGUACAACAUCCGUCUCCAGUGAACAGCUAAGCUUGGAGCUCCACCAGGUGGAGAGAGAGAUCGGCAAGAGGACUCGAGAAAUGGCUCUGGAAAACCAAGUAGCCCAUGAUGUUCAGCAGUACAAGAUGAAACCUGCAGAGAACGGACAACCAGAGCACAAAGCACAGCUGGAAGAAAUCUCCUUGGCUCUUGGCGAGGUGUCAAACGGCUCCAGCAGUCUGCAAGAAAGUGCAGUGGGCGGGUCCAUGCUGUCACUGACCAAUAAGACGUCUGCGCUGAGCCUGUGCUCUGAUCCAGGUGCCACUGGUUCAGAGAUGCAGAAGAAUGGCGUUGUCCAUUCCUGCUCAUAGGCAGUACACACUUAAAAACACACAUACAUACACACACCCACACACACUCAAGAUGCUCAUUUUAAAAGCAUGCACAGGCACACAUACACCCAUUCUAUUUAGAAGAUGAGCAGUAUCUGCCGUGAUAUGAAUUUUCUUUCUUUUUGUUCUGUGAAUGAGCUUUUUUAAAUGACUUUCCUUGCCUGGAAACCAGGGCAUAUGAUAACAUUUCUUGUGUGUGUUAUUUUUUCUUUUUUUUGCACUGGGAUUAUUGAUUAACAAGGCUCACAAUAGCUAUAUAAGAAAGAGAAAAUGGUGGUGAUGUUGGCACUGGUAUUAUUGUUGAUUUAAAAGAACAGGUCUAUUGCAUCUUAACAAAAAAACAUGUUCAGGUAUGUUAUUGAUCCUCCCUUUAUAUGAUUAGUUGGUUUUGUUGUAGCAGUGCACAUAUAGAUGAACGGUUAAACACAGGGAGCACAUAAUGAAGCACUAUUACAUCACACACUCUGAGCAACUUCUUUUUUACAGUCUGAUGAUCCAUGAAGGUAUGGUAGAAAAGGCAAUGUUGUCACGUGGUCAUCACCCCCAGAAUCGUAAAAAGUGGUCGCCCAGAUUUAGACAGUCUGAGGAGGGAAAAAGGAGUGAAAUAUUCCUCAAGUGUUUAGUGGAAAUGAAGAUGUGGGGUGUUGUAGAAAUCACUUUUGCACCACAUGCACGCUCUCACCUGCCACGAGAAGUCUGAUUUUAUUAGUGCAUUUUAUGAACACAUCAUAUGUCUGUUUCAUACUUGAAAUCAGUAUAUUAUAUAUUUAAUUGAAGCAUUCUGUUUUAAAGAUUGCAACAAGUCUUUUUGAUAAUGAGCUUUCCACAUGUUUUCUAUAAGGGAAUAACUCAGUGCUUCUCUUGGUCAUGGUGUGACCUGGCAUGGUUGCUUGCGAUGCCUUUCACCUGUGCUCUUUAGCUCUGCAUUCAGUCCCACUUGAUUGUGUCGACAAAGCUCAACCAUAGCUAUGUGGGUUUUCUGGAGGCUGAAUGUAAACUUUGUAGCUUAACGAGAGAGAGUAGAUUUCUCUGCCUCAGGAGCAAGGUAACUGGAUAUGAGAUCAGAAAAACUGAAGAUUUCCCUCCUCAGAGCUUCUCAUCUGGCCACACAAAAGGCCUCCCCAUUGGGAUUAUCUUGUCAUUUGUUCUCCUAACUUCUAUGAAGUUGCCUUCCCUUGUGACUUUUUUUUAUGUUUAACUUUUCAUGCUUUACUUUGUUACGAUUCUGGGUGGUGUGGCUUCCUAGUAUACGCUUAAAAGAGUUAAGUUAAACAUUUUUCUGUCUGUCAUUUAAUAAAUGGUUUGAUUCCAAGUGAGAGCCAGACUUAUCAUCUGUAACUUUAGGAGGGUAACUGUUGUAGUGUUUGUAGCCUCACAGUGCUUUCAAAAUCAUGUUUACAGCUGAGGAUGUAAGUGUUGGUUACUGAGGGCUAGACAAAACACUCUUUUAAACAAAGUUGGCUACAGCUCCUAGUUUUAAUAUUUCAAAGCAUCUUUACCAAUGAGUUAAAUAAAGUGAUACACGAUAAAAUAAAGUAAAAAUUCAUGAAAUGCAGCAUCCCUUUUUGGAAGCUGGGCAUGGCUGUUAAGUGACAAAUGAAUGUUGGCAUGCAUUUAGUUUUAAUCUGGUUGUUUAUGCAGUUUAGCACCUUUUUCACAACUUAAAGCGCCACGUCACCUUUACUAAUCACCCUAAGAAAACAUGAAGACCUGAAUGCUGUCAGUUGUAAAGUUUGUAGGACGAAUAAAGAAGAAGCUGAACUUCAGCAUGUCCCUCUCUCAGUGCAGCAGCUUGUCUUCAAUGCACUGUAUGGCAAAGCAUGAUCAAAUCAAUGAUUUGUAAGUGAAUCUUUUACUUCACAACCUAGUUGUGCCUACAAGUAAAUAUUCCUCUUUGUCUAAACCCAACAGAUUUUUUUCUCUUGCUGUGUAAGGCCUUUGUUCAGAAUUUGUUUAAGUUAGUCCCAAACAUCAAGUAAUUGAGGUAUUAUGUUAAUUUUCUCAUACCUUGUUGUCAUCAUCACCACCAUUACCACUAUUUCUGCUCUUUCUCCAUCAUGUAAAUUGUUUACUGCUGACGCUCAUAAGGAGCUCCUUGCCUUGUGUAAAUCAUUAGCACGAUUGGCUUCAGUUUCCCAGCUCUGCUCGGAGUGAGUCCCUUUGUUUAAACGGUUAAAAGAAAGAGGAGACGCUCUGCUUUCUGGACUGAACGUUGAGCCUUUAUUUCGGUCAGAUGAAGGUUACUGAGAAACUGACAGGACAGAGCUUUGGUUAAAGAGUCAAAACGACAGAAGUUUCUUUGUCUAACAGCUUGUUAAAAGGCAUCUCCUCUGAUUAGUCAGCGCCAUGAUAGGGGAUUUAUGGGUUUUUCUUGAUUUCAAAUUUUCCUACCACACUUCAAGCCUUUGGCUGCUCCUUGCUACAUUUAUUGUCUAGGUACACAGCUCACUUAUACAUAUAAGUAUGUAUACAUACAUUAAUAUACUAAAGCACUAUUAAUGUGCCACCUCUUAUUUUACUCGCUCAGCAUUUAUAUUAAAUGAUCUCUACUUAGAAUCAGCAAGAUAUUUGUUUUUUUGUUUUUGUUUGAUAUGUUUUCUGUCCACUGGUUGCCAACACAGACUUUAUCCUUUCCCAGACGAAGGACUUCUGUGCGCAUUGAUGUGUGUUCACUUAAUCUUUUGUGUUCAAACAAAGAUGUUCUUUAUAGACUAUGCUUCCGAAGAAGACAAAAUUCUGUACCUUUGGAAAACUUAAAGAGACGUUUUGUGUGUGCUAGAUUGUAUUGUAGAAAAUGUACCCUAAGAUUUUUUUUUUCUUCAAAGUGUGCUGUACUGGGUGAUAGUGUUCAGCUGUUAGAAAAAAUGUUUAGGGGCUUUUCCUGCCCCUGCCCCAGAGAGGAUAUUCAGGAAGUCUCUGAUAAAAGGUUGGCCUUAAAUCCUCUUUACUCCUCCUCUUUCUUGUCUUGCUUUAAGAGAAUACUCUCUGAAAAUUCAAACUAACACUGAAUUGGCGUGAUUUGGAGUAAUCAAACGACCCUAGUGGAUUCUCCCCCUUUUGAAAAUGCCACAUAAAGAGAAACAAUGCAGUAAUGCAAGCUAAAUUUGUAUUUUUAUUAUUUUUAAGGAUAUGUUGUUGACCUAGAUGGGUUUGUAGUUUUCUUUCUUUCUCUUUUGUUUAUUCCUGAUUUAGUUGAGUGAAUUUGCUGACCUGCAAGUCUUACAGUCUUUGAAGCAUCACCCGACCUGAUGUGUAGUCAACAGCUAGAUGAGUAUUUGAGUGAGAUUCACACAAUACCUAUUCAUUUUACAUCUAUUUACAAGAAAUUGGCCCCAAAAGAAUUGAUUCUGUUGUUAUAAUUCUAUGAAUUAGCAACGCUUAAUUGUGUUAAUCCAAUAAUGUUUAUUUUUUUCCUCAAAGUGCAAGUCAACCAAAAGUUUCACAACGUUGAUUCUACCUGAUAGGUCACUGCAGGUCUGAAUGGGCUGAAAAUGCCUUUAGCUUAGCAGAGCUUACAUUCAAUAACUUAUGGGGUGGUUUACUAUACAGUAAAUAGCUAAUGCGUUCAUUUUAAUCCCUUGCGUGUUUUUGUUUCUGAGUGGAACUGCUGCCUCUAGCCCUCCUUUAUAUAACCAGAUAACCCCUCCACUCCCACCUGUGACCACUGAACUCUGUUACUGCUGUUUUGAGGCUCACAUUUUAUUCCCUGACUUUCUGGGGAAAUCACAAAUGGCUAUUUUAUAUGAUUACUCCCUUGUAAAAUAUCUCUUAAAUUAAGGUACAGGUUUGAUUUCAGCCAGAAAAAAAAGAAGUUUUUAUAUGUAUAUUAUACUCCAUUAAGGAAUGUCUAGAAUUAUCUUCCUCCAAUGUGGAUGUAGCCAUUAUUACGCCAUUUUAUGACUUUGUAAGAGAAUUCACUGUGUGAAAAUUGGUUUGCAUUUUUGUAUAAUACAAUCUGCUUUUUUUUUUCGUUUGAUACGAGAGGGAGGUCAAACUGGAAGUUUGAAGAGAGAAAAAUGAACCUGUGAAAUUGAGAAAAAAGUGUAACUUAUGUACAACAGUGAUUCUAAGCUGAGGGGAAAGAUUAAAUGAUAUUGCUAACUCA